This is a messenger RNA of Malus domestica (apple), 546 nucleotides long. Its product is annotated as putative 12-oxophytodienoate reductase 11. Gene Ontology annotation, molecular function: oxidoreductase activity; FMN binding. Lineage: Eukaryota; Viridiplantae; Streptophyta; Magnoliopsida; Rosales; Rosaceae. The record is from RefSeq and is a predicted model, not a curated record.
AUGUCUGCUCAACCAGCACCUCCCACAAUUCCUCUUCUUACUCCCUACAAACUGGGAAACUUCGAUCUUUCUCAUAUGAUUGUUUUAGCACUGCUGACUAGACAAAGAUCGUACAACAAUGUUCCUCAGCCACAUGCCGUCUUAUAUUACUCGCAGAGAACAUCAAAAGGGGGUCUUCUUAUAGCUGAAGCUGUCGAAGUUUCGAAUACUGCUCGAGGGUACGCGGAUAUGCCUGAUAUUUGGACAAGGGAGCAAGUCGAAGCAUGGAAACCUGUUGUUGACGUUGUUCACACUAAGGGCGGUGCCUUCUUCUGUCAGAUUUGGCAUGCGGCAGGGUUUCAAAUAGUGAUUUCUCCUCUGUCGACGUCAAUGACUUUCCUCGCCCAAGCUUCUGCUACCAUUUCCAUCUCAUUCAAGCCCACUUUGGCACCUGGCAGCAUGAGCUCUGGUUUGAAAUCAGUUUCCUUUUCCGUCACUGGAAAGCGUUUUCCAUCUCUGAGUUCCCAACCUAGGCGCCUCCAAAUUUCUUGUGCGGCCAAACCGUAG